AUGACAUCCAUAGACGAUACCUCUAAUCCCACCUCCGCGAAUCAGUCCACUUCUGAGCCACCACCGACUUGGACUUACCCUACAAGGACCUGCCGCCUGUGUCUGGAGGAAGUCCCUGCGACUGUGACUCUUUACCCGCCCGGCCUCCCUCCAGCGUUCCAGCGUCCUUUCAUUGAAUAUAAAAAUGACGAUGAGUAUGGCCGACUCGUCAAGCCUUGUCAUUGCAGAGGCGGCAUGAGAUACAUUCAUGAACUGUGUUUACGAAGAUCGAGAACUGAAGGCGUCCGGCCGGGGUCAUUGUGGAAAUGCCACGAGUGUGGCUACCAGUUCAACUUCAACCGGCUCACAUUGCAAAGAUAUUUGGGAAGCAAGGCAUUCACGGGCUUUUUGACGGUCUUGGUCAUGUUGCUUGUCAUGUUCAUGCUGGGCUUCAUUGCGGACCCUAUCUUGAACUUCUAUACCGACCCUUAUGAAACCAUCCUUGGCCAUGAAGACCUAUGGUCGGAUAUCGAAGUUAACCGGUCGAAAGAUAUCUCGUCUGGGUGGGCCCAACACUUUGUAAAGGGCAUGGUUUCAAUGGGUGUUUUAAGCUUUCUCAGAACCGCCCUUCUGAAUCCCUUCCAAUGGUGGAACCUCAGGACUACCGGGUUUGUCAGCAGUAGAAUCUCGGGAAGGUCCACCACCGGCCGCGAUCGCGCUGUCAAUGUGAGCUGGAUCGUGAUUGUUAUGGGUGUUUUGUCCGCCUCAUAUCUGUUCUAUCAGUGGGUUCAAACCAUCAUCACCAAAACUCUCCAGCGCAUUGGGAACAACAUCGUUGAUACUCAGCUACCGGGGGAUGACGACGAUCUCAAGCCCCCUCCUGGUUUUAAGUUCGACGAAAGCUAUCCGAAAGCUAUCGAUUCCCAAGCUUCUCAGCCAAAACCUGAUGUUGACGGGCAUGACGGCCAAACUUUAGGGCCUCAUUCGAAGUCCCCUGGCAGCCUGGAUCGAAACGAUGAUUCUGGACUGGCUCAGCGGCGUUCGGAUGUACCGAACUUGCAGGAUGCUGCAGGAGUUGAUGGAGUUGCAACCAGCCCGAUAUCUCGUUCCGCACAGGGCCACCUUCCAGGCAGUUGGGACUCUACAGGGUUCAGUUCUGCAAUCGAGAGUGCGCAGUCUCAGGGAUGGUCAUUCUCCGACCUCUGA
Molecule: messenger RNA, 1185 nt
Organism: Exophiala dermatitidis NIH/UT8656
Lineage: Eukaryota; Fungi; Ascomycota; Eurotiomycetes; Chaetothyriales; Herpotrichiellaceae
Exons: 1
Coding region: 1-1185 (394 amino acids)
Molecular function (GO): zinc ion binding
Source: RefSeq, a predicted model, not a curated record